AUGGGGAGUACGAUAGCGGGAAAAAACCGAGCUAAAAUGGCUGAGAGCUUGUGGAGAGACACACACUGUAAGUUUUGCAAAAUGCAGUUUCGUUUUGCAUUCUGUCUUGAAAAAAGGAAAUGAUCUCGCGCCAUUUUUGAAAACCUCAUGAUAAUUAUUCGAGUCAAGAAUAUUCGAAGUUUACUUUUCCACAGGUGAACGUAUUUCACACAAAAGUUCUAAAAGGUUCCUGCUAGCGUCGCUUCAAUCGGGGAUGUCAGUGACAUUGAAACUGAUUGUUAAGAAUCUUCGAUCGAUGUGAUGGCGGCGUUUGGCAUGGCGCUGCUCGAGAAGUUCUCGAACGUUUACGAGGAAUGCUGAAAAUGUUGAAUAGCACUGUACGUGUCAUUCUUACUGUGGUACACGAUGUAUAGUCUUGAACAAAGUUUGAUUUCUUUACCUUCAGCAUCGCUGAAGGCGUUUGUUGAUAGGUACAGUGUACUUCAGUGCAUUACAUGUAGCCCGUGGGGGGGGGGGGGGAAGGGAGAGCCGGGGUACUCGAUUAAUAUUUUGGUAUCUAAAGGUGAGCCGCUGAGGGUUUGAGACCCUGACCCUGUUUAGGACAAGAAAAUUCCUAAAAUAAAUACCCUGUUUAGGCAAAACAGUUGAUUUUAUUGCUCUCUUUAGGACACUGUUUAGGACAGACUUGCAAGAAAUUGUAUACCCUGUUUAGGACAGUCGCAUGCAAAAUUAUAUACCCUGUUUAGGACAGAGAGGGCAAAAACCAUACCCUGUCCAGUGGCACAUCCCCGUAUAGGCCACGUAAGGGAGUAGCGCUUCCCCUGCCACCGCCUGAACAUCACAUGUAGUUUAUAUAGGACGAUAAUUGGAUAAGUAUUAGGGAAACCAACCAGUGGAUAGCUUUAUCAACCUUUUAAACAACUUGUGUCUGGUCUUAAUCAAGUGGUGGUAAGGAUUUUGCACCGAUCAUGUUGAGAAAGCUGCUCUUACAACUUCAGGAUCGCUUUUCCCUAUAAAUUUUGCAAGGAUUUAGCUGAGAUUUGUUUUGAUACAAUAAUUAGUCGUUUUGAUACAAGUUUAUUCAAUACCAAAUAUCACUAAUGACUUGUGGUAAAACCUUGAUGUAGCAUGUAACCUUUGAGUGUAUGGAUGAAAUCCCAAACUGGAAUUCCUGCGCAUAGCAAUGUAGCAGUACAGUUACAUAGUUAUGUACAGUCUGUUAAAAAGCUGAAUUUUUAUUUUUGCGAUUUCAGUCACAAGAGACGAGGUAAUUGGUUUGUUAGGAGUGUUUGAAGCAGAAGCUAAGGGUGAAAAGAUGGACAGGUCAAAGUUUAGAGACUUUUUACACAAAGAGUUUGGAUUAACAGAGGACAUUAUGCUGGAUAGAGGUUGGUGCUGACCUUCCUUCCAAGAAGUUAAAGAGACUUAUUGUGCCACAAAUAAAAUUACAUGUACUAUAUAUUGAACACCAAUGAAAUACCAUAUGACCUUUUGUGCAAUAAUAUGAGGCUGUGAAAAAACACACAAACAAACAAAACAUGUUCUCUUCUCACAUGGAAAGAACCAUUGGCUGUAAUAAGGAGGUGACCGUAUUAACGAGGGUUUUUGAAAAAGGAUUCCUGGAUUUCUAGCCAUAUAACAGUUUCUUCUCUGAGUAAAAUAAUUACUGAAUUUUUGGUUUUAUUCAAGAUGGAGGUGAUUAAGAAAGUGAAUGUAAUCAUUGUUAGUUUUUUGUUUCAGUGUUUAGAGUUUUUAAUGAGGAAAAUGAUGGAAAUCUGAGUAUGAGAGAAUGGAUUAUGGGACUUUCAAAAAUAAAGGGAACACCUAAAGAACAAAUAGAUUGUAAGUAAAGCAAAAGUUCUCCACAUAGUGUAAAGUAAAUAUCAUUGUUUAAAUUGUAUUAUUUUAACAGGAACUGUUUGAAAAGAUGAGUCUAUGAAUUUUAUGGAAGCUCAGAAUGAAGAAAUAUGUAACGAAAAUCUCCGUACAUGUAUGCCACUUAUGCAGUUGCAAAAAGAAAGCCUGAAAAACAGACUUGCCGGGGUUAAUGAGCCCUGACCUCUGUGAUACCAGUGCAGAGCUCUAACCAACUGAAAUAGCAAGCCAACUGGGAGCUAGUACUCUGCAGUACAUUGUACAUGUAUGUCCUGGAAGAUGAAGAUGAAAUAAUGAAUAAUAAUUAUAUGAAUUUCAUAGAACUGGGAACCGCAGAAUAAAGAAAAAAAAUGGAUCUUUCACUCAUAGUAACCAAGUCAUAUGGCUGGAUGAUUUGUCACCUUAACUUUUAUAUCUGUGAAUGAAAUUCUGUGGCAGCAUCAUGAAAUCUCUUUAGCGUAACUCAAGUUGCAUAAAUGUUCGUGAGCAAUGUUUUACAAUAUCACGGUAUUAGUAGUGAAAGACUGUGUCCAUGUUUCCCCUUUGUCUUUCAGUUUGUUUCAAAGUGUAUGAUAUCAAUGGUGCUGGGUAUUUAACAAGAGAGGGAAUUCAACACUUGCUGAAAGACUGUAUGGUGAAGGUCAGUACUUGGACGUGACCACUAUGUGUUGGUUUUGACCUUUAAAAGUUAUCUUUUCUUUGUUGUUGUUCUUUUUUUAAAAAAAAUUCAGUUGGUGUCUUUUUGAUCGAUCACUCAGCCUGACUAAGCAGUUAGAGCACUGGCCCUGUAAUUCGGAGGCCCCAAGUUCAUGUCCCAUCCUGACCGGAAACUGGAUUUGUUCUUUGUAGUCCCGAGUUGAAAUCCUCGGCCACACUUGUAAAAUAGACAACUUGUUCGCCUCCUACCAGUUGGGAUUUUAAUCAUGACAUGUUCCAUUUAAAAUUAUUUAUUAUUAUUAUUUUAUUAUUAUUAUUAUUAUUAUUAUUAUAACCAAAAAUCCAAAUCUUUUAUUAAUAACAAAGUUAACUAUAAAAUCCUAUUUACAAUUAAUUUCAGUUAAAAAACUAUUCAGUCAAAGCACUAUUUACAUUAUUCCUUUCGAUUAAAAAAAAGACACUUAAUUUCAAUUGAAAAAAUUCAUUCCAUUAAAAAUAUAUCAUAUAAUUAUUUGGAAAAAAAAAUUCAAUUAAAAAACGGUUCAUUUUGAAACUAAACUAAAUUAACGAGCUCACACCAUUAUCACACACGCUUGGGUAGCGUUUAAGCGGCAGUUGUUAAUGAAAUCCCCUUGCUGAAUUUUGUGGGUGUCCUAGAACCUCUCACGCAUGUAUUAUUAUUAUUAUUAUUAUUUUAUUUUUUAUUAUUAUUAUUAUAUCAUUGUGGGAUAUGCAUGUGCUCUAAUUUUGAAUUGUGUGAUUGGGUGUAGUACAUGCAUGGUCAGGUUUGGGGUGGUUCCCACUCUAUUGUGCUAUAAAUUUUCAAAUUGACCAUCCUCAAGAGUGAUAAAGUGUUUUUUUUUUCUUUUGUUCUGUUGUGAACUUCUAACUCAGUUUAUCAUUUUGUGCUUUAUUUUCUGUGGCUCAUUUGGGACCAGUUACAUUUUGUAUGCAUUGGUAGAAAUUAGAAAAGGACUGUCUGCUGAUGAUGUUCUGUUUGUCCACUAGAUGCUUGUAAUCAAGGUCAAUUAGAAAAAAAAUGCAAAGAUACAAAAUAUUUAUUUCUACCUGGGUAGUCAUAAAUAAAUGAACUUAUAUGUAUAUAAUUAUGUUGUACAUAGUUAAUUUUUUUAUCUCAGGUAUAUUUUUGUUUUUUCCUUUUGUUUUUGGGUAUGGAAAUGUAUGCUAAUGAAGUUGACACGAAAGAAAAAUAAAAAUUACCCCAAAUAAAAAAAAUUAACUACAACAUAUACAUUUUCAUAAUUUUUUUCCCAUCAGUCAGCAACAGAAGAAGAUGCUGAUGAAAAUGAGAAAGAAAUUGUUGAUAUUGUAAUGAAGAAAAUGGUAAGUUAAUUGAUCUUUCAGUAAUUAUACUACUACGUAAGAAAUUUCUGCAAUUUGAUUGGCUCAGAGUAGUGGUAUUUCAGCUUAAUGUGAAAAUUGCAAACCUUUUGUGGGUAGUAGUAUAAACAAAUAAUAGCAAGAUUUGUAUGUAAUGUUGGCAUAAAUAUCACUUGUGACAUUUCAAAAUUAUCUCAAAUUUCACUUGCCUAAUGGCUCGUGAAAUUAGGUAUAACAAUUUGGAAGUAUCACUUGUGGUAUUUAUUCCAAAAUAUCAAUACAAAUCAUGCUAUUACCUAUACAAACAAUACUCGGUGGAAGAGAUGUGGCGAUUGUUUCAGUUAAUUGUCAGUUUACUUCUUUUGAUCAGCAUGCUGGUUUCUAACCCUACGAGAGCAGAGGCCUUUCUAGGCUUUUGUUUCACCAGUAAAACAAGAGGUAAAAAAGGGGCCUGCUCUCGCACGCCAGCUGGUUUCUUGAUAUGAAUUAAUUUUUGAAGUUUUCAGAAAUGGCACUUGAAAAUGUGUUUGUGUUUAUGUUAAUAAAAUUAAUUUGAUUUUAUCAUGCUAAUUAUGCUUUUUUCUAAAAAUCUUGUAGGAUGAAGACCAUGAUGGAAAAAUCUCACCACUGGAUUAUGAGACUGCUGUUUUAAAAGAAGGCUGCCUUUUGAUGGAAGCAUUUGGAAAGUGUCUGCCAGACCGUAAGGUAUGAUACAUGUAUAUGCACACUGUGCGUUCGGGGAAGGAACUGGAUGAUCUUGGCCCCUGAUGCUUUGCUACCUCAGUUUAAUUUGCAGCAGUUCAAACAUUCUAUUUUUAAAAUUACAACAAAUAAAAUAUAGUAAAAUCUCUCCUAAAAUUCAAGAUUUGCUGGUCACCUUUUUUAUAUUAAAGUAAAAUAGAGCUGCAAUAAAAGCUAAAAUGCUCGCUUUUUUUCAUGGGUGACGCUUAAGUGGAAUCAUUUUACAUAAAUGAAAAAGACAGUCAAACUAAAAUGAACAACAAUAAUAAAAUACUAUUAAUAGUAUCAUUAUUAAUAUUGAUAAUGAUAGAGAAAAUAAAUCAAAAAUUACAAAAGCAGUCCCUAAACCUAUUAGACUAAAAAAGGCCUGUCAUUUCUUGCAGAUAGUAGACGAGUUCAUUCAAAAAAGUAUGCAAAGAAUGGAUCAACAAAGCUUCAAUCAUUAUCAACUUGUAUCACCAUCACAGUGACUAUCAAGUUAAUAUUAGGUACACUGUAUACAGUGUAUAUGAAGCAGUGAAGGGAUGGAGCAUGGACAUUUUGUAACAUAGUUUGAACAUAAUUGUAAAAUAACAUACUGACAAAAAUAAUGUUCAAGAAAGGUGCAAGACCUUCUUGCAGUUUGUAAAAAGGC
This is a messenger RNA of Porites lobata, 5248 nucleotides long. Lineage: Eukaryota; Metazoa; Cnidaria; Anthozoa; Scleractinia; Poritidae. The record is from the annotation of a GenBank genome assembly.